CCCGAGCUGCGGGAUGGUGGCGGCGGGGGGGGACGCGGCGGAGGAGCUGGCGAUGGCUCAGAGAGCCGGACCGGGCGCCGUGUAACGGGAGAGGGCCCUGAGACACGCGGGGAGAAGGCAGAGCGGAUCGCGGGCGCAGCGCCGGGUGUUCCCCCGCACCAGGAGCCCCCUCUGCGACCGCCCCCCUCCCUCCCUCCCUCCCCCGCCCCAAAUCGCCUCCGAGAGUAUCAAGGAAGGAUGAAAAAAAAUAAUUCUGCAAAAAGGGGGCACCAGGAUGGAAACCAGCAACCUGUGCAGCCGGAGAAGGUCGGCUGGGUGCGGAAAUUUUGCGGGAAAGGCAUUUUUAGGGAAAUCUGGAAAAACCGUUAUGUGGUUCUGAAGGGAGAUCAGCUUUACAUCUCGGAGAAGGAGGUAAAAGAUGAAAAAAACAUCCAGGAAAUGUUUGACCUGAGCGACUAUGAGAAAUGUGAAGAGCUCCGGAAGUCCAAAAGUAGAAGCAAAAAGAACCACAGCAAAUUUACCCUCUCGCACUCCAGGCAGCCUGGAAACACGGCACCAAAUCUGAUCUUCCUGGCUGUGAGUCCAGAAGAGAAAGAGUCCUGGAUUAACGCCCUCAACUCUGCGAUCACACGCGCUAAAAACCGGAUCUUGGACGAGGUCACCGUUGAAGAGGACAGUUUCCUUGCCCAUCCGACGCGUGACAGAGCCAAGAUCCAGCACUCCCGGCGCCCUCCCACGCGGGGUCACCUCAUGGCUGUGGCAUCUACCUCAACCUCCGACGGAAUGCUGACCCUUGACCUGAUCCAGGAGGAAGACGCCUCUCCGGAGGAGCACGGCACCUGCGAGGAGAGUUUCCGGGUGGAUCUGGACAAGUCCGUGGCACACCUCACUGCCGGGCGGCGCCGCUCGGACUCGGAGAACACCAAGUCGUCGGAGAAAGGGCGGACGGGGAGCCUCCCGCGACAGGAGGUGACCUCGUGGGACAGAGCUGGGCAGCGCAAGGACUCCUUUGACAAAGGGACCAUGUACACGCCGCAGGUCCCCAAAAAGCUCUCGCACUCAGAAAAGAAUAAAUGUGCCUCCAUGGAAGAAAUCCUGUCCCGACGGGACUCUUCCACGCACCGGGCUGUGCUGAGGAAGGGGCUGGAGGCUCAUUUUGCCUCGGCAGAGCCGGAGCAGCUGUCCCGGAUACAGGAACUGGUUGCACUGAAACUGGAAAAAACUCAGGAACUGCUGACGGAGGUGAAGGGCUACGGGGAAGGCAAGAGAAAGACCAAGGACUCCAACACCAGCACCACCAUCACCACCACAUCUUCUUCCUCAUCAUCUUCCAAGUCGGACUCUGAAAGGAUUCUGCAGGAAUCUGAGAGGCUGCUGGGGGAGGCUUCCUCCACCUGGAGCCAAGCCAAGAGGGUGCUGCAGGAGAUCAAAGAGCUGAGGGACCUGUACAAACAGUUUGAGCUGCAGCAGUCAGACUCGAAGCCCAAACAGAGCUCACAGUCGCAGUUUAGGAAGAGCAUGAUGUGAAGGCAAGCCUUGGGAUGGGAGGGAGGGACCGGGGAGGGCGGCCAUCUGGUCUUUUUUUUUGGUUUUGGGUUUUUUUUUGUUUUUUUUAAUUAUUAUUAUUAUUUGCAGUGUUCAAAAGAGUGAAAAGGUGCCUGUUCUCACCCAAAAUUUGCUUCUCAAAGCUUGGACCCUUCCUUUUCUCCAUCGCAUCCCCUGAUGAAUCAACCCAGCGUUCCAAUAAAUCAGUUGCAGUUUAUACCUCCUCUGUAAGAGCUCCCUUUGCACUGCAGGCCCCAGCUCCUGUCAUGCCCCAAGGACAGGAGUCAGCACUGGUCACUGGUUCCCAGGAACUGCCUGGAGCAUCCCAUGGGGUGUAGCUGGAUGAGCCCUGGCAUUGCUGCUCUCAUGUCUGGGCUGUGCCCCAAAUUACAUUUCUUUCACUGGGACACUUGCCCUGUUCCCUCUCAGAAAUAAAUGACAUUAAAAGGUAAAAAAAGGUGUCCAUCCCCACCACUGGCUGGAAGUCCCCAUUAUCCAGGAACUCUCCUGAAGAUGUGGGAAGUCCAGGCUGGUCUCCAGUGUUACACAGGCCAUUGAGGCAUUUGCUGGGUGCAGUUUGCAGAGCUCUGUCCUGGCACAGUCCCCAUGAAAGCUUAGGGGUUAGCAGCUGUUAUUUUGGGGUGCCCCUCCGGAAGGGCAGCAGCAACAUGAUCCAUAUCCACCCUGAUCCUGUCAGGCUAUGAAUGCUUCCCAGACCCCCCUGUCCCCGAGCAGUGGGAGGUGGCAGCAAUGUGUCUUCCCUUCUGUGCAACCAGAGGAUCAAAGCCUUGGAUUUGACAGCCCACACAGGCAGUUGAAGGGGGUUGGACUUUUCCAUUCUCAUUUCUCUCUCUUUUUUUUUUUUUUUUUUUUUUUUUUUUAACCUUUUCUUUGAGCUGAAAAAUCAGGGGGUGUGUGCAGGAGCCAGACACCACAAGCCAGUGGCAGUUUUGGUAGGUUUGCCUUGCUCUCUCAGGUGUCACAGUCAGACAGCAGCAGGCUCUGCUUGGGCUGCCCAAGAUGUGAAUCAGCCCUGCUGGAAUGAAAGCUGAGCCCGGAGCAGAGCUCAGAUCCUCGGCUCAAGGGCUGGUUCAGCUUUCACACCCACGAGCAGGACGUGGCUGUGUCUCACAAGUUCACUCAUGGUAACAUCCAACUCUGUUCCUUGUUUUUUAAAAGGAAACCUAAUUCCCUUACCUACAUGGCAAAUCGUCCACAAAAAUAUUAAACCCACAGAGUUACUUCCUGGUUGUGCUUGGUGUUUUCUCUUU
This is a messenger RNA of Hirundo rustica (Barn swallow), 2816 nucleotides long. It is a transcript of the gene PLEKHO1, whose product is annotated as pleckstrin homology domain containing O1. The coding region runs from base 238 to 1527 and encodes 429 amino acids. Lineage: Eukaryota; Metazoa; Chordata; Aves; Passeriformes; Hirundinidae. Gene Ontology annotation, biological process: regulation of myoblast fusion. The transcript has 6 exons. The record is from RefSeq and is a predicted model, not a curated record. Gene Ontology annotation, cellular component: ruffle membrane; muscle cell projection membrane.